AUGGAAAAUGAUAGAGAAGUGACCGAGUUCCUCAUGGCUCUCAAACGGAGACUAAACCACAGAUCCCGGUGCAGUAGAGCCGCCAGGAGCUUCCCAGGGCGACUGGGGUGCACUGGGGUCUCCAGCGUCCGUCCUGGCCUCCUGCUCCGGUUUUUCCUGCCGGUCUGUGCUAGAGCAGGCUGCAGCCCUGAGUUCAGAGCUGCUCUCUCGCUUUCCUACAGUUUCUCCAUCACAUCUCAGCCCAGGCCUGGACCAUCAUGGUGUGAGAUUCAAGGCCAAGUGAAUGAAAACAAGUUUCUUUCCUAUACCUGUGGGAGCAAGGAGGUCAAACCUGCUGGUCCUCUGGGGACGAAGCUGAAGGACACAGCGUUUUGGGGGACACAGAGGGAACCUCUGAAAGACCUGGGGGAAGAGCUCAGAAAGAAACUGCUGGACAUUUUCACUAAGAGUGAUUCUCUCACCAUGCAGGGCAGCCUGAUGCGUGAGUGUGGGGCCCACGGACACACCAGAGGAUCCUGGUGGUUCGCCUUCAAUGGGCAGUUAACUCACUUCUUUGACCCAGAGAAAAUGGUUCCUCCGGGAGGCCAACAGUUCAGAGGCAUGUUGGACAAUGAUGAAGAGCUGACCAAGCUCCUUGUGGGGACGUCAAAGGGAGACUGUAAGAGCUGGCUCCAGCAAGUAUGGGAGCCCUGCGAUGAAAUGCAGGCGACCACAGCGCCACCAGCAACGCAGCCAGAUGUGGCCCAGACCAGGAACAUCUGCAUGGUCAUUGUGAGCCUCGACGUUGUCGUUAUCGUCAUCGUUGUCGUCCUCAUUGUCAUCAUAAUUUGCAUAAUCAUCAAAAAUUGACACUCUGUGUGGAACUUCUUUAGAAGGACAGGCUGCCAAGUCUACCAAGAAGCCCCUCAGUGUGGGGACCAGCUCAGUGACUCUGCCUCUGGGCCAGCUGCCUUUGGAUGAGCUGUUCAUCAUUAGACCAAGAGCACUUCCAAAUUUACAAAUCCAGAACCUCAGUCCAACCACCUGCUGCAGGAUAGGGAACCUCCCACGUCCCUUCUUGAUUUCGAGCCUCUCCUGUUCAGCACAUUCCACUGGCAUAUUCUAUGCCGUUUUCUCUCGGUGCUCAGUGAUGGAAUUCCUGCACUGAAGUGCUUAAAUGCUGGACUGAAGAAUCUCAACGAAGACAACGUUUUCUGUGUUGUCCUCUGGUUGUGCAAUAUCGGAUUCUUCUCUGUAAGAGGACCAUGACCUUGCAGACAGUAUCACCAAAAAGACACUGUUUGAAGCUCUAGAACUUCAGGGACAUUUUCUGUGUCCUCAUUGACUUUUUU
Molecule: messenger RNA, 1331 nt
Organism: Lutra lutra (Eurasian river otter)
Lineage: Eukaryota; Metazoa; Chordata; Mammalia; Carnivora; Mustelidae
Product: UL16-binding protein 3-like
Biological process (GO): positive regulation of T cell mediated cytotoxicity; antigen processing and presentation of endogenous peptide antigen via MHC class Ib; antigen processing and presentation of endogenous peptide antigen via MHC class I via ER pathway, TAP-independent
Cellular component (GO): external side of plasma membrane
Source: RefSeq, a predicted model, not a curated record